Molecule: messenger RNA, 1039 nt
Organism: Annulohypoxylon truncatum
Lineage: Eukaryota; Fungi; Ascomycota; Sordariomycetes; Xylariales; Hypoxylaceae
Exons: 3
Coding region: 264-803 (179 amino acids)
Source: RefSeq, a predicted model, not a curated record
CUGGGAUGUGGAAUAUCUAACGGCAAAAGUGUAUAAGUAGCCAAGAAACUCGCGAUAAUUCAGACGAUUUUUUCCCUUCUUCUCCAUCCCGUUCUCAACACUCAAAGCAUCCGCUUCAUUUUUUCUUCAUUCCAUCUCUUUGCUCUACUUCGUGUUCAAACCCUGGUGGCCGGUCUACCGUUUAAUUAAAUCACUCGUUUUCAUCGAUCCAGUGGACGUUCAUUGAACAAUUUCAGCUUUCGCCUUUUCUCAAACCAGUCAAAAUGAAGUUCAUCAACAUCCUCGUUCUCGCUACCGCCGCCUCCGCGCUGGUGAUGCCUCGUCACCACGCCGGUCAGAAGGCUAACGGCGGCAACAAUGUUGCAGCUGCCGGUGCCAACGGCGCCAAUGCAAAUGGUGCUAAUGCCAAUGCGGCGAAUGUCAACGCUGCCGCCGCCGGUGCCAAUGCCGGCAAGGCUGCCAAGGCCGGCAAAGCCGCUAAGGCUGCUAAGGCCGCUGCCGCCGCUGGCAAUGCUAAGCGACACCAUGCCGGACAAAAAGCCAACAAGGGCGCUAAGGGUGCGAAGGCUGCCAAGGCCGCCGACGCCGCGGCCGGUGCUAAUGCCAAGCGACACCACGCUGGACAGAAGGCCAAGGGAGCGAAGGAUGCGAAGGCGAAGGGCAACAAGGCCGCCGCCAAAGCUGCUGCUGCUUCUUCCGCCGCUGCUGCCGCCGCCGCCGCUACCUCCGCUGCUGCUGUCGCAGCUUGUAAGUACACCUUGCUCUACUCCACAAUGGUGAAAGAGGCUAACCGGGUUUUGUAGAAAUUUAAUAGCCUCCCGCAUACGCUAGCUACGAGGUGUGGAUUCUUGGAUUUACUGGGGCCCACAAUGAUUCUCGGGUUGUCGACCUAGUGUUGGACAAACAUCUCGGGAUGUUCAUAGGAAACUAUAGAUUAGUGCGCAUGAGCAGAGUGUACAUACAAUAAGGAAUGAAGAUAAUGGGCGAGAUCGUCUACUGGAUAUUUUGACCUGUCCCUUCGAAAUACGUGCGUUCUUGC